GAGAAAAUGAAAAGAUAACAAACAACUGAGGAACUUAAACACGGUGAGAUGAACAUACAUCGUUGUUCACCUUACAGUUUUUUUCCCUUUUUAUACUCCUCUAUGAUUACAAGUUAAUUGAUGAAACUGUGCUUAUUUGCAUAAUAAACAGUGAAACAAUAAAUCUCAUCUAAUUUUACAAUUUAUUAAUAUCAAGAAGAUACAUCAUUUUUCUUUAUUUCAAAACUGAAGUUAUUCACCAGUUAAUUUGCAGUGAUAUUAGCUAUUUCCAAAGAAGAUAAAAUUUAAAUUAAUACAUGAGUGAACUCAACUUAGAAUUGAAAAGACCAGUUGUUAUAUGUGGUCCAUCAGGAUGUGGAAAAAGCACAUGUAUAAGAAUGCUUAUCAGCAAAUAUCCGAAUUCUUUUCGUUAUUGUGUAUCCCAUACCACUCGGCCAAGACGUCCAGAUGAAAUUCAUACAAGAGAUUAUAAUUUUGUGUCAAAAGAAGAAUUUGAUGAAGCAAUAAGUAAAGACGAAUUUAUUGAAUACGUAAUGUUUUCUGGACAUUAUUAUGGGACAAGUAAAUCUGAAUUGAAAAAAGCUGAAUUGGAGAAACGUGUCUGUUUAAUGGAUGUCGAUAUACAAGGUGUUGAAAAGCUACAGAAAACAAAUAUCAAUCCAAUUUGUAUUUUUAUACGUCCUAGAACUUUUGCUAUACUUGAAAAACGAUUAAGAUCUCGUUCUACAGAAAGUGAAGAUAGAAUUCUUCAACGUCUUGCAGUUGCACAUCAGGAAAUGCAGUACGCCAGAGAUACAGAUGUCCCAUCCUGCAUACCAUGAAGCUCGAUCAUACUGGGCCGUAGACAGAUAUCAUCGACGGCAACGUAUGGUUGUUUCAAAUUAUCACGAACUGAUUGAAAUAUGAAAUGUUAAACAUUAAAUAUCAACUUAGUGGUUUAAGUAUGAAAAUUUCCCCACUACACCUGAAGCUCAUGUGUUGGAUUUCUGGUGUUGCUAUGGAUGCGGACUGUUGAGGAUGUCCAUACAAGGAUAAGGUAUAUCUGAAGGGAAAUUUGAUGCUGUUAUUGUUAAUGAUAAUGCUGAUAAAAUGGUACAAGAAGUUAUUGAUGUAAUAAAACAAAAAUUGAGCAUUUAAUGAAAUAAAUAUUAUGGACAAUAUAUCUCACAAUUUAUCAAACUCUUUAUUGAAGAGAAUUUAUUAAGAUUAUCUUUUAUGAAUUACAUCAUGUUAACAAGGAAUGGACUAUUUAAUUCGUGUACCCUGUGAUGUAUUUUUAUGAAUAAAAUUGCAUUUAUUUCAU
This is a messenger RNA of Schistosoma rodhaini, 1303 nucleotides long. The record is from the annotation of a GenBank genome assembly. Lineage: Eukaryota; Metazoa; Platyhelminthes; Trematoda; Strigeidida; Schistosomatidae.